GUUGUGACGUCAUGAUGGGGCCCCCGAACAACAACACAAGCAGCCGCUGAAUGUAAAAAUGAAACAGACAAUGAGCAGCGCGUUUCAUUCACUAACUCAAUUCAUGUUGUUUCGUGUGAACAAUCCGGCGCGAUUUUCCGAGCAUACCGCUAUCUAGAGCGCACUGAAUAUCUCACACGAGUGACUGCAAAAGCGCGAUGUCUUCUUAAAGUAACGAUGGAUGAAAGCGGGCAGAAGCUGCUGUGUGAUGAUGAUGAUCUGGUGAUCAUUGUGGAGAAUGAGGCGGAGAGUAUGCCGGUGCAGGACGCUGAUGUUCGGGAUCAAAACAGCGGUGUCCUGAUGGACGUGUGUCCCGUGUGUAAACUCAGUUUCACCAGUAGAGAGCCCAAACUGCUGCCCUGCCUGCAUUCAUUUUGCAGGAGAUGUUUACCGGCCUCCUCCGCCAGGCCUGCGCAACAACUGAACACAAUCCGCUGUCCGGUGUGUCAGCAGGAGUGUAUGGAUGUUGAAGUCUUGGAUAACUUCUUUGUCAAGGAUUCCAUGGAAGUGCCGAGUAGUACGAUGGAAAAGAGCUGUCAGCUGUGCGUGAGUUGCGAUGACAACACCGAGGCGAGCGGUUUCUGCGUGGAGUGUGUGGAGUUUCUGUGCGUCACCUGCAUCGAAGCACAUCAGCGUGUGAAGUUCACCCGAGAUCACACGCUCAGACAAAUGACAGAGAUGUCGUCAGAGGCGAUGGGCGCAUCCACACAGAAGCCCGUUUUCUGUGACAUUCACAAGCAGGAGCCGUUGAAGCUUUUCUGUGAAACCUGUGAUCGGCUCACUUGCAGAGACUGUCAACUACUCAAACACAAGGACCACAAUUACCAGUUUCUCGAUGAUGCGUAUAAGAACCACAAGGAACACCUGGAAAACAUGACCUGCCAGCUUCAGGAAAAGAAGAAAGCAAUAGAGGACGUAUCUAACACCAUAAACAAUGGUCUUCAGCAAGUGGAUGAAAAUCGCAAGACUGUGGCGAACGAGAUCAAAAAAUCCAUCUGCAAUCUCAUAAUGGAGAUCAACAGGAAAGGAAAGAUGUUAGUCAAUCAACUCGAGGCGAUCACAAAAGACCAUGAAACGCUCCUGAAAAGGCAGCAACAGGAUGUGACCUCACUGUCCACACAUCUCGAUCAUGUGAUCAACUUCACUAAGUGGGCUACAGCCAGUAACAGUGGAACUGCCCUCCUCUACUGCAAACGCCUGAUCACAUGUCAAAUCCAGUACCUCAUGCGAGCAAAGUGUAACAUCUCGUAUGUUCCUCAGAGUUCAGUUCGAUUCCAGUGUCGAACGACUUUUUGGGCUUCAAAUAUUGAUCUUGGGUCUCUAAUCGUAGAGAAAAUUCCAGUCCGUCAUCUGAGCCGGCCAGAGCCAUUCUCUUUACAGCAAAUGAACGCAGGGCCCAGACCAGAUGGUGUUCAGGGUGGGUUCUCCAACGCACAGCAGCAGCAGCAGCAGCAGCAGAGACAGAGCACACUUGCACAGCUGCAGAUGCAGGUGGAGAAACUCAGCCAGCACACCAACCGACAUCAACCGCCUAAUCAGUGGCCAUGGUUCCACGGCAUGCGUGUACAUGGACCGCCCCCUUAUAGACCCCUGCAGGGUGGGUCACCAUCUCAGUCUUUAACCAGCAUGCCUCAACACGGGCGGCAGUAUAACGCGAGGAGUCCUCCACCUGUACUGCAGCCCACGGCUCUGCCUCCACAGAAUCUGAGGGGACCCAUCUACCCUCCUAAACCGAUGGAGGUGCCGCAAAGGACACGCUAUCCGCACAAUGCUGCUCUCUCCGGUUCAGGUUCACUUCCAUCUCAGCAUGCGCUCCAUCAACCAAACAUCCAGGUAACAUCAUACCUAAACAGGAGGUGUGAACCCAGUGUGAGUCUGUCUGCUCAAAGGCAGAGUUAUCCACCUGCUCAUCUCUCCACACCAACAGAUCGAGCUGCACAAGGAAGACAGUUGUCUGUCACCUCAUCAGAAUCAAAGACCAAUUCUGGGCCCUGGAAGCGAGUAGAGGCCCCUCAGAGCGGCCCAUCAAACCCCUCUACUAAGAGAAGACGCAGGUUGUCCCCAGGGCCGGUCAUCGUCAUCAAAGAUGAACCAGAGGAUGAGGAAGAAGUUCAUUUUGUGAAGAGUAGUGCUAAAGCCAGUCUUCCAGACAGCACGGGUGUUCUGUCCCAGACACCACAGCAGGGUGAGCAGCCAUCAGAGACAACCCCAGAAAUAGAUGAAGACCCCAAUGAGGACUGGUGUGCAGUGUGCCAGAAUGGAGGAGAACUGCUCUGCUGUGAUAAAUGUCCCAAAGUCUUCCAUCUUAAAUGCCAUAUCCCCUCACUCACUGCAUCACCAAGUGGUGAGUGGUAUUGUACGUUCUGUCGUGACCUUGCCUCACCUGAAAUGGAGUAUAACGUUGAUGGUAGCGAAGAUUCAAACAAUGUGAAGAAGGAUCCAGAAUCUGAAGUAUUUACUUCGGUGGACAGACGAAAAUGUGAGCGGCUGCUGCUUCGUCUUUACUGCAGUGAGCUCAGCACAGAUUUCCAGGAACCUGUAACACCAUCAUCGAUGCCAGAGUACAGUGAGAUAAUAAAGACACCAAUGGACCUCUCUGUUAUCAGAAGCAAACUGGAGAACAUGGGUUAUAAGAGCCUUGAGGACUUUGUUGCGGAUAUCCGGUUGAUUUUCAAAAACUGUGCAACUUUCCACAAGGAAGAUACUGAGAUGGCUAGUGUGGGAGCUAAUCUGGAGAGUUACUUUGAGGAGCAGUUGAAACUCUUGUAUCCAGACCGAACGUUUGCUGGUGUAAAGGAGGAAGAAGUUGCUUCUGUGGCUCUUGAGAAAACUUCAAGUCCUUCAUCAGAGACUCCUCAAAACACUUCGCAAGAAGAGGAGACUGUGAGACCCUCCAGUGAAGAAGUCCCUCAGGGAGAAUCUAUUGCUACAGAUAUUGAGGAGAAGCCAGAGAAGUUGAACGCACCUGCAGACUCCAGUCCUGUAAACACAGAUACAGAUGUUAAAUCAACUCAGGAUCCCAAAGGAUGAUCAGACCUCAAAAAAAAUUCUUCCUUCCUGAAAUCUCCGUCACUACAGCGUGAAAUCUCAUGGAUCAUUGGCAAUAAUAAUACUGUAUAUCUCAAUUGUUUUAAGCAUUUGGAAAACAGGCAAUGCAACCAUUGAAGAUGUUACAAAUUACAUUGUUUUAUUACAUAGGCACAAUUAAAACUAUGUAAAAGUU
Molecule: messenger RNA, 3262 nt
Organism: Myxocyprinus asiaticus (Chinese sucker)
Lineage: Eukaryota; Metazoa; Chordata; Actinopteri; Cypriniformes; Catostomidae
Product: transcription intermediary factor 1-alpha-like
Exons: 18
Coding region: 217-3069 (950 amino acids)
Molecular function (GO): protein binding; zinc ion binding
Source: RefSeq, a predicted model, not a curated record